Messenger RNA from Cornus florida, 2993 nucleotides. Its product is annotated as proline-rich receptor-like protein kinase PERK3. The transcript is spliced from 8 exons. Gene Ontology annotation, cellular component: nucleus. Lineage: Eukaryota; Viridiplantae; Streptophyta; Magnoliopsida; Cornales; Cornaceae. The coding region runs from base 322 to 2526 and encodes 734 amino acids. The record is from RefSeq and is a predicted model, not a curated record. Gene Ontology annotation, molecular function: DNA binding; ATP binding; protein kinase activity. Gene Ontology annotation, biological process: regulation of DNA-templated transcription; response to hormone; protein phosphorylation.
AUUUUUUUUAUAUUGUUUGUCCGAUCAUUUGUGAAAUUUAUUUAUGAAAAGAAUAUGUAAUAGGUAGGUUUUCCAUGUUUACAUAAAUAUUUCUCAUAUUAAAGUUUACAGUUCCCUUUCAUAUGAUAUUAGCCUCGCCUCAUAGCCGCAGAACAAAACUCCCGUUUCAUCUGCAUUUUCGAUUCGAUCAUUUGUGCAUAUUUUUUACCUAGCUUGUAUAUUCAUAUUGGUGUUCACUUUUUUUUUUCCUUUUUCUUUGCUUUAUAUGUAGCAUCUUAAGGCAUCUGACUUUGAUAUUUUUUCAGAUUGUUUGCCUGCAUAAUGAAUCCCUUCAUAGUGAAUCCCCGGGAUCAGUUGUGGUUUGCAUCCUCUGGAAGUAUGGCGCAGAUGCCAUGGCCGGGGGAAAUUGUCUGCUACUUCCCUAAGGGGCACGCUCAGCACAUUGGGGCUGAGUUUCUAGAUGCUGACCAUACUCUAGGGAUGUAUAGUACUUACCGAGUUUCUGAGACUGCUUUACUUGCAGAUCCAGUCACUAAUGAGCCUUUUGGAAAAAUUACACUGGUUGCAUGUAAUGUGGAUCCUUCACAUCUUCAGGGGAAUUCAAACACUCGUAGGUGUCAUUUUGUUGGAAACCCUGUAUCCUUCAAAAUUUUAACGAAGUCUGACGUAAAUAAGAGCUUUGCUGUUUUAAAACAUUGUGUAAACACAAUUUUUCCACCGUUGGAUUCUUUCGAAGAGCAGAUAAUACCUGCUAAUGAUAUACACGGUAAAAGAUGGGACUUUCAACAUAUGUUUAAGGCAUCACAAAGGCAGGAUACUCUAAGGGGAGAAUGGAGAAAAUUCGUAAAGGAAAAAAACCCCAAGAUUGGAGAUUCUAUAGUUUUUAUGAGGGAUGAAACUGAUAGAAAUUAUAGAAUCUUAGUCGGAAUUGUCAAAAAAACCAGCAGCAUUACCCCAGAGGUUUCAAUUGCAGAGAGUAGGGUUCCCUUAGGGUUAGAGGUUACAUAUUACCCACGAGCUGUGGGUCCCCAGUUUUGUGUGGGAGUGUCGGAUGUUUUCCCGGCAUUGAAAUUUUCUUGGCAGGCAGGAAUGCUGUUUAGGAAGGCAUUUGAAAUGGAGGAUGCAGCAGGUAUAAAUUGGUUUCAUGGUACAGUGACCUCAGUUUGCCGUGAGGAUCCUUGGAAUCAUUUGAAGGUGCAAUGGGAUCACUCAGAUCGGAAUGAAAAAUUUGUUAACCCUUGGACUGUGGAAUACAUUCCCCCCAGUCUUUCCCGUCAGCCACCAGGCACACCACAAGGGCCUUUUGGACCACAAGGCCCUUAUAGUCAAAAUUCUGGUUCAGUGGUGGGAUCUGAAUUCUUUCCCAAGCAUCAGAUUUUGCAAGGUGAGACAUCAACAUGCCGAGAAGAACAAAAAAGGCAGGCAGACUGUCAACGCGAAUCCGAUGACAAGCUUGGGCAUGCUGUUUCUGCUCAAAGGUUAGUUUCUUCCCUGGGUGAUGCUGCCAAUGAAGCUGCACAUUGCUUCACAGUAUCUGAAAUUGAAGAUGCUACAAGUAAUUUUGAGAAAAAAGUCGGCUCAGGAGGCUUUGGAGUUGUAUACUAUGGAAAAUUAAAAGAUGGAAAGGAGAUAGUGGUCAAAGUUCUCACCAGUAAUUCCUUCCAGGGGAAGCAGGAAUUUUUGAAUGAGGUGAGUCUUCUUUCAAGGAUUCAUCACAGAAACCUGGUACAAUUUCUUGGGUUUUGUCAAGAAGAAGGAAAAAGUAUCCUUGUUUAUGAGUUCAUGCAUAAUGGAACCCUCAAGGAACAUCUUUAUGGACCCUUAACUCGUGAGCGAAGUAUCAAUUGGAUCAAGCGCCUUGAGAUUGCUGAAGAUGCUGCAAAAGGGAUUGAAUACCUUCAUACAGGCUGUGUUCCAUCCAUCAUCCAUGGAGAUUUAAAGACCAGCAAUAUAGUACUUGACAAAAACUUGAGAGCAAAGGUUUCAGAUUUUGGACUCUCAAAACUUGCAGUAGAUGGAGCCUCCCAUGUGUCAAGCAUAGUUCGAGGCACUGUUGGGUAUCUGGAUCCUGAGUACUAUAUCUCCCAGCAGUUGACCGAGAAGAGUGACGUUUAUGGUUUUGGUGUUAUUCUUCUUGAGCUAAUAUCUGGCCACGAAGCAAUAUCUAAUGAAAGUUUUGGUGUCAACUGCCGCAACAUAGUCCAAUGGGCAAAAUUACACAUUGAGAGUGGGGACAUUCAAGGAAUUGUUGAUCCGUGUCUAUGUUUAGAAUACAACGAUCUAACAAUGUGGAAGAUAGCUAAGAAAGCUUUGAUGUGUGUCCAUCCACACGGUCAUAUGAGGCCAUCAAUUUCAGAAGUUAUCAAAGAGAUCGAAGUUGCAAUCAUAAUUGAAAGAGGAGCAGAGGCGGUGAGAGAAGGUAGCUCAGAUGACAUAUCCAGGCAUUCUAUGCUUUCUUCACAGAACAUUGCAAGUCCUAUGAAUAUAGAUGCAAGUGAGCACCCAACGGCUCGGCAGUUCUUUUAGUCUAGGAUUUACAUGAUUGUUCAGCAUUGUGUAUUCUUUGAUCCAUUUAGCUUAUGGUCUUUGGGUUCAAGUCUCUAGCAAUGUCUCAUUACACACUGUUAAUCAACUUUGGCUCUUCCGUGUAAUUGUGGGCAAAUGAAUGACACAUUUUGCCAAUUGAUUCAUAGCAAUGUUUGAAAUGUUCAGUGGUGCAUUGCUCUCAUUCAAAGCUAGUAUUCCAGUCAUUCACAUUUCUUUCUAUUUAAUCCUCUCCACCUGUUAGUCUAGGCACAUAAUGUGCCCUUUUGGGUGUGUGCUGUUUAUUAGGAAAAAAAAAUGUGGUUAUCGGUUUUUUGUUAUUUGUUACUAAUUGAUGAGGCAAUUUAUGUUUUUGAUGAGCAUUUUAGAAGUGAUAUUCUAUUCUUUUUAAAAUACUGGAAAGAGUUGGCGGGACUCAUUCAUUGAAAUUGUGUAAAUUUAUUAUUAUU